AUGAGUAUGAUGACGACGGAACAAGACGCGUUCGAAGACGCGAUGAAACGGUUCGGGAUUCGAAGUCAAAUUCGAUUGAUGACGGUGGGAGAAAAAGAUGAAGAUGAGAUGAGAUACGGCUUGUUCGCGAACGGAAAUGUUGGUUGGACGGAGCCUGGAGUGUUGUUAGAGGUCCCUUUAGACGUGUGCAUAGUCGCGCCCAUAGGCGAUGAUGAUGAUAAUGGAGGUGUUAUUGCGACGAAUAAAACGGCGUUUGAUAUCGUCAAAGUGUUCGAGAAAAGAAACGCGUACUUACCUACGUUUACGAAGAAGCUGGUGCAAGCGAAAACGAGCGAACGACGCGAGAUGGGGUUGGCGUUGUGGUUGCUCUGGGCGAUACGCGCGGAAACGAAAGGGAAUGACGUGUGGCGAGAGUACGGUCAAAAUUGGUUACCGAAAGAUGCGCACGAGUUACCUUCGAUGUUAUUGGCGAGAGAGGAGGAAGAGUUGAGCGUGUGCGCUUCGUUCGAUCCGCAGUUGAUCGAGGACGCGAUGCAAUUGAAGAAGAAGAUAAAAGAGAUGUUUGUGAAAUUUGAAAUUCAGUUCAAGAGCGAAGAGGAAAUUGGCGUACGCGACGGCGUGAACGUCGAGGAUUUGUAUUACGCGUUUUCGUUGAUUCGGUCUCGGGCGAUUGCCGCUAAAGUUGGAGAAACGCCCGAGUCGCGAGUAGAUAACACCGACGUCGCGGUGUUGGCGCCGUGCGUUGACAUGGCCAAUCACGCGGCGUCGAAGGACGUGAACGCGCUGAAAAAAAUAGGCGCGAGCGACGGAGGAGGUAUGAAGGGAUCGUUGUUUAGGUUAGUGAACGGCGGUACCGUGGACGGCGGCGGUGGUAGCGUCGUAUUGGAAACUCGACGAGCGGUGAAGAAAGACGAAGAGAUUACGAUUAGCUAUGGCCCGCGCUUGGACAACAAAGAGUUGAUGCGCGCGUAUGGGUUUUGUUUAGAAGCGAAUAAAUUUGAUAGAUUAGAAAUAGGGCAGCAGCGUAGUAAUGAAACAACGUGGGCGUUAAACGCGACGAAGAUGCGUUCUAUGUGCGAAGAAAUGGAGAUUGUUUAUCGAGGCGUGGACGAAAAGACGUUGAAUUACGUGGACGCGAUUGUUCGUAGCGUUUCGUUGGACGAGAGCGAUUUUCGCGACGAUGACGCGAGCGCGGCGACAACGACGACAGAAGAAAACGUAGUAAACAACAACGCAAAAGAGUUAGAAAACGCGUUCAAAAUCCACGCAUUGUGGAGCGUGCGAUUAAACGCAAUCUUAGAGACGCUCUCCGAAACAGAUUUAGAGGACGAGAUGGCGUCGCUCAUCGAAACCGCGGAAGAACGCAAUAGAAAAAAGCAAAACGACGGGGCGACCGCGUUCUUACCGGCUGUCUUGAGAUACAAACAAAAUCACAUUCGGUUCCUCGCGAAAGGAUGCGAAGUCCUCCAGUCCUACAUCGACUGGCUCGACGACGAAGAAGAAGAAGAAGAAGAAAUAUAG
Messenger RNA from Bathycoccus prasinos, 1521 nucleotides. RefSeq lists its product with no specific name. NCBI's taxonomy places the organism in Eukaryota, Viridiplantae, Chlorophyta, Mamiellophyceae, Mamiellales, Bathycoccaceae. Gene Ontology annotation, molecular function: protein-lysine N-methyltransferase activity; protein binding. The record is from RefSeq and is a predicted model, not a curated record. Bases 1 to 1521 code for a protein of 506 amino acids. The transcript has a single exon. Gene Ontology annotation, biological process: peptidyl-lysine monomethylation.